Messenger RNA from Talpa occidentalis (Iberian mole), 1248 nucleotides. RefSeq names its product induced myeloid leukemia cell differentiation protein Mcl-1 homolog. Gene Ontology annotation, cellular component: mitochondrial outer membrane. NCBI's taxonomy places the organism in Eukaryota, Metazoa, Chordata, Mammalia, Eulipotyphla, Talpidae. The coding region runs from base 1 to 723 and encodes 240 amino acids. Gene Ontology annotation, biological process: release of cytochrome c from mitochondria; intrinsic apoptotic signaling pathway in response to DNA damage; extrinsic apoptotic signaling pathway in absence of ligand. The transcript is spliced from 2 exons. Gene Ontology annotation, molecular function: channel activity; protein heterodimerization activity; protein homodimerization activity. The record is from RefSeq and is a predicted model, not a curated record.
AUGGCAGCGCCGGCCGCCAAUGCCAUCAUGUCGCCCGAGGAGGAGCUGGACGGGUACGAGCCGGAGCCCCCGGGGAAGCGGCCGGCGGUGCUGCCCCUGCGCGGGCUGGUGGGCGAGGCCGGUAGCGCCUCGGGCACCGACGGCUCCCGGCCGUCCACGCCGCCGCCGGCAGAGGAGGAGGAGGACGAGCUGUACCGCCAGGCGCUGGAGAUCAUCUCCCGGUACCUCCGCGAGCAGGCGACCGGCGCCAAGGAUGCCAAGCUGCUGGACCGCCCCGGCGCGGCCGGCCGGAAGGCGCUGGAGACCCUGCGGCACGCGGGGGACGGCGUGCAGCGCAACCACCAGACGGCCUUCCAAGGCAUGCUGCGGAAGCUGGACAUCAAGGGCGAGGACGCCGUCAAGUCCUUGUCUCGGGUGAUGGUCCACGUUUUCAGCGAUGGAGUAACCAACUGGGGCAGGAUUGUGACUCUUAUUUCUUUUGGUGCCUUUGUGGCCAAACACUUGAAGAGCAUAAACCAAGAAAGCUGCAUCGACCCGUUAGCAGAAAGCAUCACAGACGUCCUGGUCAGGACGAAACGAGAGUGGCUAGUCAAACAAAGAGGCUGGGAUGGGUUUGUGGAUUUCUUCCAUGUAGAGGACCUAGAAGGUGGCAUCAGAAAUGUGCUGCUGGCUUUUGCAGGUGUUGCUGGAGUCGGAGCUGGUCUGGUAUAUCUAAUAAGGUAGCCUUUAAGUGCAAUAUUGACUCUUAACCAACUCCAGCCACCAAGACCACAUAACGACUGCUGUGAAAUCAAGUGUAUUUAUGAAGUUGGACUUCAAGUUGCCCAGGCUGUAACCUCCAAGAGUUCUGCUCUAGCAAGCGUAGAAAAGCAAGUGGCAAGGGGAUUCUGGGUAACAGGAAUAAAUACUUGGGAAAAGUAGUCCUUGAAGAGUCACUGUUUGAAAGAAGCAAAGUUUAGUUUUACCUAUAGGCAAACUUUUGAGAGGCCAUGGAUGGAGGAGGGGGACUUGAGAUUUAGCAAAGACGGUGGAGUGGAGAAACUUAAUUCCCUUGUCUAGAACAGGAGAGUGGCCAGUAGCCAGGCUAGUCAUAGUUCAGUAAACACGUCCUUCGAGUUUAUUUACUUCCUAAUAGUGUUAAAAGGAGAUGCUCUAAGACCAGUGAUGGCUGUGUGGUGUGGAUUUAAGCUACAAGAAACAGACCUAUGACUCGAAGCCUCAGUACUGUACAACAGAGUGUGAAGGGAA